GGCUGGCGGCCGGCUGCCAUGGCUCAGCCUCUGCGGCAGCCAGAGCCUCUACUCCCGCCUCUCCCCUCCCCGCCUGCCCCCGAUGCCCACCAGGCUUUUGCGUCUGCUGGGGCCCCCGCCUGACCAGCCUCCCCUCCGCCUUGUGUUGGGGUUUGGGGGCUGAGGCCAAUGCCGUGCCGGCUCCUCCGGGGCCUGGCGGCAGCUCUCCUGAGCCUCCUGUGUGUGUGGCUCCUGGUCCUGCGCUUCCUCUCGGGUGGGUCUCCCCAGGGGGGCCAGGAGACCCCCGGGCUGAGUGCGCCGAGCCCUGGGCCCCGGCCUCUGCAGCUGCCCGACGUCUUCAUCGCGGUCAAGACCACCCGGGCCUUCCACCGCUCCCGCCUGGAGCUGCUGCUGGACACGUGGGUCUCCAGGACCAGGCGACAGACGUUCGUCUUCACCGACAGCCCAGACGAAGGCCUCCAGGAGAGACUGGGCUCCCACCUCGUGGUCACCAACUGCUCCACCGAGCACAGCCACCCCGCCCUGUCCUGCAAGAUGGCUGCCGAGCUGGAUGCCUUUGUGAUCAGCGGGCGCAGGUGGUUCUGCCACGUGGAUGACGACAACUACGUCAACCCGCGGGCUCUGCUGCAGCUGCUGAACAGCUUCCCGCAGUCCCGCGACGUCUACGUGGGCCGGCCCAGCCUCAACCGGCCCAUCCACGCCUCGGAGCCGCAGCCGCACAACCGCUCGAGGCUGGUCCAGUUCUGGUUCGCCACGGGGGGUGCUGGCUUCUGCAUCAACCGCAGGCUGGCUUUGAAGAUGGCCCCGUGGGCCAGCGGCUCCCGCUUCAUGGACACGUCUGCUCUCAUCCGGCUGCCGGACGACUGUACCGUGGGCUACAUUGUGGAGCGCAAGCUGGGCGGCCGCCUGCAGCCCAGCCCCCUCUUCCACUCCCACCUGGAGACCCUGCAGCUGCUGGGGGCGGCCCAGCUCCUGGAGCAGGUCACUCUGAGCUACGGCGUCUUCGAGGGGAAGCUCAAUGUCAUUAAGCUGCAAGGCCCCUUCUCCCCGGAGGAGGACCCAUCCAGGUUCCGCUCCCUCCACUGCCUCCUUUACCCAGAGACGCCCUGGUGUCCACAGCUGGCUGCUCAGUGAGCUCAGAGCUGCCGGCACUCACCCGCGAGGGCCCUGAGGGAGGCAGCCCCGGCGGGGCCCCUGGGUGCCGAGUCAGGCUGUCUGGGGGCCGGGGGCCUAGGGGAUGGCCAGAGAGGCUCCUGCAGGCCUUGGAUGGCUGAACUGACAAGGAGAUGGGCUGGGACUUGGGGGUCCUAACUCUAGAGCGUGAUGUGGGGCCAUGGGUGGGCUCUGGCCUCUCUCCCCCAAGUCUCCAGGCCACCCAGUCACUGAGGGUGCCCAGGGGGAAUCACAGCAAAUGGUGGGGGUGGGGGAGCUGCGUCAGAGGCUUUUGGUACAGAGCAGGCUCCCCCCUGCAACUGCUUACAACCCCAGGCGAGGGGUCCUCAUGGGUGCUGCCCACCGGAACCAUCCUCUCACUCACUUUUCCAGCCUCCCUGGCGGUUGGGGGCGACCGCACAACCCUGCUCUGGCUGGUGGGAACUAAGCAAAGUCCUUGGGGGGCGAUUUCUGGGCAUGGAUUUGAGUGCCAGACCUUACCUUCCUAUUGUGACUGUGGCUGUGAUGGCUGGCUCUGGGGCAGCCACCUUGGUGCCAUGAAGGAAAGACCCCGACGGCCGUCUGCAGCUGUGCCCCUCAGCGUCCGAUUCUGUAAGAAAAUUAAACCCUUGUUCGUUCA
This is a messenger RNA of Lepus europaeus (European hare), 1792 nucleotides long. It is a transcript of the gene MFNG, whose product is annotated as MFNG O-fucosylpeptide 3-beta-N-acetylglucosaminyltransferase. Gene Ontology annotation, biological process: regulation of Notch signaling pathway; pattern specification process. Gene Ontology annotation, molecular function: O-fucosylpeptide 3-beta-N-acetylglucosaminyltransferase activity. Lineage: Eukaryota; Metazoa; Chordata; Mammalia; Lagomorpha; Leporidae. Gene Ontology annotation, cellular component: Golgi membrane. The transcript is spliced from 8 exons. The record is from RefSeq and is a predicted model, not a curated record. The coding region runs from base 169 to 1134 and encodes 321 amino acids.